Molecule: messenger RNA, 630 nt
Organism: Marasmius oreades (fairy-ring Marasmius)
Lineage: Eukaryota; Fungi; Basidiomycota; Agaricomycetes; Agaricales; Marasmiaceae
Exons: 3
Coding region: 1-630 (209 amino acids)
Biological process (GO): RNA polymerase II preinitiation complex assembly; transcription by RNA polymerase II
Cellular component (GO): transcription factor TFIID complex
Molecular function (GO): protein heterodimerization activity
Source: RefSeq, a predicted model, not a curated record
AUGUCCUACCACCAUUACACACCGCAAGCUGCUGCUGGAACUACUCAACCAACAGCAUCCUAUCCUUAUGGUGCCUAUACUGCCUAUGGCUACCAAGGAGGCGGUUAUCAAUGGCCUUAUGCUUAUGGAUAUAGCGUAAAUCCUCAACAAACCUCAGUUAGACCUCCUGCCACCGCUUCACCUGCACCUGUUUCCACCCCAACGGCAGCCUCUCCAACUGUUCCUGCUCAGGCGCCCCGAUCCACGACCUUUUCAUCCUACACUUCUUAUACUCGGGAAACAGCUGCGUCAGCUCCAACGACAGGCGGCCGGACGGGGAAGAAACAGCCCAAUAUUAAGGGACUGUUCAACAAAGAACUGAGAAACCUGAUGUAUGGUUUUGGAGACGACCGUAAUCCUUCGAACGACACAGUGAAUGUUAUGGAGGAGAUUCUGAUCGAGUAUAUACAAGACGUUUGUGUCGCUGCAGCUGGUGGAUCCAAUCGUAAGAGUCGGCUAUCAAUUGAGGAUCUCCGAAGAGUCUUGUCUCGUCCGGCGGAUGCUAAAAAACUUGCUCGAAUGGAGGAGCUGCUGUUCAUGCAAGAAGACAUUAAACGAGCUAGAGCACAGUUCGAGGAGUCGGACAUGUAG